Messenger RNA from Talaromyces proteolyticus, 1946 nucleotides. RefSeq names its product putative hydrolase, CocE/NonD family. The transcript is spliced from 3 exons. Gene Ontology annotation, molecular function: dipeptidyl-peptidase activity. NCBI's taxonomy places the organism in Eukaryota, Fungi, Ascomycota, Eurotiomycetes, Eurotiales, Trichocomaceae. Bases 134 to 1927 code for a protein of 597 amino acids. The record is from RefSeq and is a predicted model, not a curated record.
AAGCCCAAAAGGGCCCUACAGUCCCACCCUUGAAUACCACCUAAUCCCUCCUUUCACGGUCCAAGAUACAAACGAUAAUCUCAUAUAUCUCAAAUCUCUAUUUGACCUCUUACAACACCGACCAGGUCAAACUAUGCCGAAUAAAUUGCGCGGCGACCUUCACAAGGUUGACACAACAUCCUUUGAUUACAUUUAUGAGGAGAAUGUAACCAUCCAACUGCAGAAUGGACGUGGAAUUGUACGAUGCAAUGUUUUUAGACCUAAAGCCCCGCCAGACUCCAAAUUCCCCGUCCUAGUGACAUACGGACCUUACGGCAAAGACGUCCACUACUCAAUAUUCCAUGCUAGCUCGUUCGCGGAAGUUCCUGAAGAGCAUCACUCGCCACAUUCAGCUUGGGAAACACCCGAUCCUGGGUUUUGGACGCGCAAUGAAUACGCUAUCGUCCGAGCCGAUGAAGUCGGGCUUGGUCAGUCUCCGGGGGUGCUUAAUACUAUGUCUAUGGACACCAGUCUUGCAUUCAAGGAUGUGAUCGAAUGGGCCGCCUCUCAAUCAUGGUCCUCUGGUAAGGUUGGUCUACUUGGAAUAAGCUACUAUGCUGGAAGUCAAUGGCGAGUAGCAGCGCGACGACCACGAGGCCUGGCAUGCAUAAUCCCUUGGGAAGGAAUGAGCGAUUACUAUCGUGAUCGCUGUCGACACGGUGGGAUAUUGUCUAAUACAUUCAUUGACUUUUGGUGGAAUCGACAAGUUAUUGUGAACCAAUACGGUCGGCCUGGAAGAGCUGCCCGCAAAUGGGGCCCAGAUACUAUUGAAGGUAACCUAGGAGAAGACGAACUUCGCGCUAAUUGCCAUGACCAAAAUGUGGACAAUGUCAAAAACCGUUUCCUUGACGAUGACUAUUAUGCCACCAAGGACUAUAAUAUGUCCGAUAUCGAGGUCCCACUGCUGUCUGUUGGAAAUUGGGGCGGUAUCUUACUUCAUUUAAGAGGUAAUGUGGAAGGUUUCAUGAACGCCGGUUCUCAACAUAAGUAUCUGCGAUUUGUCACUGGUCGACAUGAUCUUCCUUUCUAUACCAAGGAGUGCGUGGACAUCCAGCUGAGUUUUCUCGAUGCAUUCCUCAAAGGCAACGACCCUCAAGGUUGGUCGCGGGGUGAGCAACCAACAGUAGAAUACAAAGUUCGAGUGGGCGAUGUCGGAUUCAACAACGCAGCUGCUGAAAGCGCUUACCCUUCACGCUAUGCAGACGAAUGGCCAAUCCCCGGAACAAAGUAUACCAGAUAUUAUCUAACCUUGGCUCAAGGAUUAAGUGAGGGUCCCACUGCUCAGGAUGAGGGCAAGCUUUCGUAUAAGGCGUUGGGUGACCUGAAAAAUCAACACCUUAUUCAAUUCACCAGCCAGCCAUUUACAGAGGAGGUCGAGUUCACAGGCCAUGUUGUUGUGCAUUUGAACGUAUCGGUCACAGCUCAAGAGGACAAAGCCAAUAAACCUAGUGAUAUUGAUCUUUUCCUUACCGUCCGUCACUUGGAUGCCACAGGUAAGGAGAUAUUCUACACAGGUACUGUAGGUGACCCCGUGCCUGUCUCCAAAGGCUGGCUCCGGGUCAGUUUACGGGCCACAAACGAGAAAAGUCCGAGACAUACAUUCUGGCAUCCUCAUCGAGAGUAUUUAUCGGGUGACCAUUCUCCUCUUAUUCCUGGAAAUAUCUAUCCAGUAGAUGUGGAAAUAUGGCCUACGAAUGUGGUGAUGUCGCCUGGCGACAAGUUGGUGUUUGAGAUAUCCUCGGGAGAUACCCAAGGUGCUGGACUGUUCGAGCACAACUCAAAGGAUGAUCGAGAUGAAAAGACGUUUGGUGGAAUAAAUCAUGUUCAUUUUGGAAAGGAGUAUGAAAAUUGGCUAUUGAUGCCAGUUAUACCGUCCAAGAGAACCUAAGCCUGGGCAUCAGAUAUAC